Molecule: messenger RNA, 6167 nt
Organism: Hyposmocoma kahamanoa
Lineage: Eukaryota; Metazoa; Arthropoda; Insecta; Lepidoptera; Cosmopterigidae
Gene: smash
Product: LIM domain only protein 7
Exons: 17
Coding region: 405-4673 (1422 amino acids)
Biological process (GO): regulation of focal adhesion assembly; positive regulation of stress fiber assembly
Cellular component (GO): stress fiber
Molecular function (GO): myosin II head/neck binding
Source: RefSeq, a predicted model, not a curated record
CCGCGUCAGCCAAGGCAGCCACUCGCCGCGCUGCAUCGCGUUGGUAGCACGUGAGUAGGGAAGUUUUGUUGUUCGCCGUUCCCCAGCCGUAAACCGCAUAUUUAGAACUGUAAUUUAUCCCGUGUUCAUUCACAAAUAACACACAAACCUGUGAAUAAAAACUAUUUGUGCCCAUUACCAGUGAACUGAAGGAACUGUGUGUUACAAAACAGUGUCUAUAAACGUAAUCUCUUCUAAGCAUCUCUGCGAGCCGGCCCUCUCGUCGCGUGCCAGCUUUGGACAAUUACAUCGCUUAUAUUUUGGUAAAAGAUAUGCGUGAAAUGGACCGCAAUUUGGAAUAGUGCGCCAAACUAAAGUGUUGUGCAGAACGAUAUGAUGUGAACAGUUGUUAUUGGUGUGUGAUAAUGCCGUCCGACAGCGGGUCAGCGUGGUCGCCGCCAGCCUCCAACAGCGAGAGGCGGUUGAGCAACUCUUCUGAUGGCAGCGCUGGCAGCGGCUAUUCUAAAGCCACAACAGAUAGCGCGGACUUUUUGGCAACGCGUCCUCACACAGCCGCCGUGCUGCCGGGCAAACCGGCAGGCAACCCACUACAGUUCGUGCGCGUUGGGCCUGCCGACCUGGGCAGCCGCGCUCGCGAGCAACUACGCCGCGCCGAACUCGCCAAACGCACCGAACCAUCCAGGAUCGAACGCCAAGAGGACUGGCAGUCGAAUCUGGACAAUUGGAAAUCUUCGCGACGAAAGAGGGUGGAGCACAUAAUAGAGCGGUGUGUGGAGGUGCGCCGCAUGGAGCACGAGACUGGCCAACCGCGUACGAAGUCCAAGACCUUCAACGAAAUGCUUGAGGAGAGAGCCGGCCGUAGAAGGCGGAACCCGCUGGCCCUGUACACUGAAGAUGACGGUCACGAUCUCAGUGAUUUGGGUAUUGGCACCUCCAGCACUAAGAGUAGCCUCAGUGAGGAUUGCGACACGCACAGUCUGGCGAGCGACGGUAUCGACCUGGAUAAAAAUCAUUCAGACGUCGACAUCCUAUCAAAUUGCGACACCAACCGCAAACUAGGCUCUAGUGCCAACGAAUACGACACUUGCACGACCACGACUAUAAGCUCUCCCGAACCUGAGGAGUAUACAUACGAAGGCGCCAUAGAGGGUUACAAAUCCAGGAUCAUAUCACAGACCAACAGUAACAUAGUCAAGACUGUUGUGAAUAACAAUUUUAAAGAGAAAUCACCUGACAAAAUAAAUGGAGAUCUUAAUAAAAUCAGAACUACUGUAAGCAACAAAAUCGAGGAAAAAGUUUCGUCUUUCCAGAAUGACAGAGCAAAUGACGCCAAAAAUAAUAAUCCGAGAAAGGACUUACCCAAAGUGGAUAUUCAUAAGCGCAGGGAGCAAUUCGAAAGAGAAAAUUCACAAGAGUCCCAAACAAACAAACCGAAAAAACCUGAAAUUGCAAACAAAAAGUCGAUCAAAGAAAGGUUGUCAUCUUUGGAAAAGUUCACGGAAGAAACACAAAUUCAGAAAUCUACUAGUGACCUGACAAAAUUCCCUACAGAGGUAAAACCUUUGAAAGAACGUCUAUCUUCACUCGAAAAAAUUAAAUCAGGAUCUACGGAAACUGAAAAAGUUAAAAGGCUUUCUAAUGGAGACCUAAGUAACACGAAAUCCCUAAAAGACCGCCUCACCAGUCUCAAAUCACAAACUUCCGAAGAAGAAAUAAAACUGACUAAGACAGAAGUUAAAGAAGUAUCAAUGAGCUUGAAACAACGACUCUCUUCUCUCGACGCAGCCAGGCACAGGGAAAUUCCAAAAAUAUCUGUGGAAGAAGAAAUCGCGAAGUGCGAGAAAAAUGAUUCAAAACUAAAUGAAUCUAAAGAAAAUGAGGGUUCUUUGAAGACGAGCUUGUCGGGCAUUGAAAGUCAGAUGCAAAAUUUCUGUCGUUCUCUUGAUAGUUUGGAUAUUAAUGGACAGACCUCUCCCAAUUCCUUUGAAAGGGUUCAAAGUUUGGAAGAUUUUGAUUGCGCGGAAUUGCAAAAUAAUACUAUUUCAAGUGAUAUCGAAACUGAAGACAGCGGCAUUCAUACGGCCAGAGACUCUGCCCCUGCAGACGACAUUGCAGACCUCACCCAAGUGGCUUCACCUUUAGGAGAACCCAUGGUAGAAAUCUCCGAAUACGAGUCUUCUAAUGAGGAUGGAGUUACAUCCAUCGAACCCACCAGGACUGAAGAACCAGUUGAAAUAAUAUCUGAACCAAUGCCUAAGGUUCAAGAUAUCAUUAUUGAAGAAGUAGAGGAACAAGACAGUAAAACUGAGAAUACUGAUAGCGGCAGUAAUUAUUUGCAAGCCGUGUCGCAACCUGAGGAACUAACUGUUACUGAAGAUAUAACAGAAAUUCAAAUGGACAAAGAAGACGAAGACACGCUUAAGAGUUUGGACAAUCAAGACUCUAGUGUAAGUUUGAAUGAACCUGUAUCGACUGCGUCGGAAGGCGACACAGUGGUGUUUGAAGGAAAGAUGACAAUACAUGUGAAUUUAAAUGAAAUUUGCAACAAUAUCAACGCUGGUGCUGGGAACACUCCUAAUUCUACCAAUAUUAAUCCUACUAAUGUUUCUACUAACUGCAAGAGCAUGCCAAUGGUUAUUGAUGCGCUGGAGUUGGCUUUCAAAGAACUUGAUUCUGAAGGCACCAUUGUGAAUAGUAGCGCAAUGGAAGCCACUAAAGACAACAUAAAGAUGAAUGAGACAGAAAUCAAAGACAUACAAGAAGAACCAAUUGAGUUAGAGCCAAAAAACAUUGUCGCUCCACUUUAUGAAAAUGUAUUCUAUCAGAACUCCGCGGAUGACGCAGCAGCAUUCGCUCUAGAUCUGCCUACGAAUGUUCUGGAGCCACCUAAAGAGAAACCACCGCCGCCACCCACAGAUGACAGUCCAGAAGAAGAUGAACUUCUUGGAAAUGGAAACUUUAAACAUACUAGUUCGGCUCGCCGCAUCAAGAAAGAGAUCCGGAACAAACGCACGAGUUUCCUCGGCAUCGAAGGUCAGGUGGACGACAGCUAUCUCGACGUCGACCUCACACUGGUUCCCCGUCCAGACAUAACUUCAUUUUUGCAAGAGGAAACUAAGAUCGAAAGACUGCUAUACAAGAAAACUUUGUCUCACGAUAUGGACACUAAGCUGAGGGAAAGCCGAGACUCUGGUGUGGAUGUUGACAGAGGCCCAUCAGCUGAAGCAUGGUAUAGAGGCCAGUCUUCCCCAGAGAUAUCGAAUCCGCACAGCAGACAGAACAGUGAGCCGUUUACCCACGUAACGGUGACGUCAGACGAAGAAGAAGCCGCCAAAAAACAAAAAGAACAAUCUUUCAAUACUAACCUGAACACCAAACUGUCUCACCUGUCGGAAGCGACCUCUGAGCUAGACGAAACUAAAAUUGAGACCUUGGAUAAAAAACUACAACAACAACAGGCAAAUCGCACUAACGAGGAUUGGCCUGAUGGGCACUUUGACGAUGCUCAUACCAAGGAAGUACUGCGAUUUGAGAGAGAGCUCCUACAGUUAGAGCAAGAAGAACUUCGGAGGCAAAGAGAAAACUUACUAAGAGAUCAGACGAGGAUUAUGCAGAAGUCAGUGCAGGAUGUGUCAACUGUACUGGGCACUCCUGAAAAGCCACCGUUGCACAGUCGCCCGACAAAGAGCCCCAACUACAGGCACUCUAUGCCUAAUCUGUUGGUAAACGAAAGCUACACACCAGUAACACCUACCAUUCCUGAAAGACCACCCUUCGAUGAGAACAUGAAGCGAAAACCUUUUGUUUCUGAAGAACACAUUCAAAGACACUUCGGCGUAGAAGAAAGUAGGAAAAUCCUCUACGAAGAACGAUCGAAGGUCCCUGAAGUGAGGAGGCAGGUGCCAAAUGUUGUAAGGCCGCCACAGUCCAUAUUGCCUCCUAAACCACGAAGUCGAGAGUCCAUUGAACGAGAAAUUACUAUGAGGAGCAGUCGUGUGCCGUCAGCAGUGGAAUACGUGAACGUGGAUAGAACCACAGUGCAGUUGCGACAGAAACCCGUCCACACAGCUGCGGGUCCUAACGUUAACAACGGGCAAUAUCAUCCUAUGACUAGACACACACUACAGGCGUUGAGUGCCGCGCCGACACCCAAGCUCAUAUCGAACGCGGACUGGAUGCAAUCACGCAACCGUAAACCAGCCAAUUACAACUAUAAUCAACAUUGGCUGAUACAGGAAGCAGAACAACGACGAAUAGAAGAGCAGAGGAACAAGUUGCGGACCAACCAAAGACAUUCUUACCAUCAAGAUAUGGCUGCGCCGCCUCUCCAUAAUAUGCAACCUUUGAGCACUAGCCAACAACAUUUGCCACAAGAGAUGAAGCGGACGGUGCGACCCGAGGUGCCACGACCCGAACCUCCCCGUGAAGACAAGCUGCUCAGCGUCAGUGGACGGAGGAAAUGCUCACAUUGUGGCGAAGAACUUGGUCGAGGUGCAGCCAUGAUAAUCGAGUCGCUAUCACUUUGCUAUCACGUGUGGUGCUUCACGUGUGCCGUGUGCGGCACACGGCUAGGCGACGGCCGCGCGGGCGCCGAUGUGCGCGUGCGUGGAAACCGCCUCCACUGCCACCAGUGCUAUUCCGGCGACGAUGGCAGGAAAUACUCUUGCGUCUAAAACCACUCCUUAGAGGGGACCAUACAUGAGUUGAUACAGUACUAUGUAAAACUCCUCGCUGUGUGCACGUUGCCUUGUCUUGUACACGCGAACAUCAAAUCUGCGAACAAGAUUUUCAUCAGCAUAAAUGUUACGUGCCAAUAAAUAAAUGUUCGACCACAUGUACAUAGUCAGGAGUUACCAAAUUGAUUGGAUUGCUCAUUUUAGGCGGAAAUAAAUCCCAUAAAGUUGCGUAUACUAGGUACCACAAAGUUGUGGUUAGCAAAUACAGCAUCUAUUUUUACAUGACAUGUUUCUUUUAUAAAUCUUCUGGCCUUUGGAAAUAUCGUUUUAAAAUAGUUCAAAAAAAAUGUUUUUUUUUAAGUAUGCGAUCGUAACGCAGUUCGUCAGAUCAUCCAGCAUCGCAGUGACUGCAAACGAACUGCUUUUAGCCCAACGAUUGUAUAUUUUCUAUGAAUAAAUGAACUGCAUCAAUAUUAAGUGUGGAUUUUGUGUGAUACAAAAUAUUAUAAAGUUUAUUUUAUCGGCUUGUGACUCACCCACGGAUAGUCCUUAUUUGUGCGAGCCGUUAUUGCCAUUACCGUGAUAGGAAUCUAACACGCCUUCUGUCAAUUAGUAUAUGCAUGUCGUCAAAACGUCACAGCGACUCAGCGAGAUUCUGAGUCGGCUAUUGCACGCUUUUGUUUACAUCACCUAAAAAGUACAUGAAAUGCACGGAGUACCCAACUACGAGUAGCACUAUUUUUUGAUGAUUUUAUAAGCUUAGCUAUAGAAUGCACUUGCACUUACGCGUAUGCGUCUGCAGUACGAUCGUCGAUUCCAUUUCAUUUUUGUGCCAUGUCAUGACGUUAUUUACCUAAUAAAGAAUGAGAGUACAUUUACCAGACGUACCAGACAAAUAAUUUGUCAAUAUAACCUUUUACUUUCUUAAUUUGUACCUAUUUUAAGUUUUUAGGACUUUGUUCUGAAAUUACAUAUAAUUGGUAACAAGUCUUCUGUGUCUAGAAGUGUACUUCUUAUAAUAUUAAAAUGUAACAUUUUGUAAAUAAUUCUUAAUUUAUGAUUUUAGUGUGUGUUAAAGUUUAGCUUUAAUAGUGAAUAGUUUUCAAUACUGUAGUUUAUAAUACAAAACAUUUAAUCCAAAAAUGUGUACGAAGAUUAUGUUAUCGUCAAAGUAUUUCUUACAAUCUUAACAUCCCUUACUUAUUUUCUAUAUGGGCACCUUAUUUAAGAAGUUUAAUAUUUUAAAGGCCCUAAUUAUGACCAGAGCAGUAACUUUGUAGCUCCUACACCAGAGCAGUAACUUUGUAGCACCUACAUAGGGGAGGAAAGCUGCACCUAGAUGUGGUACGCGUGGAGUUGAUUACAUUAGUAACAGAUAUUUCUUUUGUGAUUCAUGUGGCACUAUGCACUAUCAUUAUUGUAAUUAGUUAUUGAAUGUGUACAUUAUCUAUGUUGAUAAGUCGAACUGUAUAACAAUAAAUAUUACGAAUA